This is a messenger RNA of Acanthoscelides obtectus, 375 nucleotides long. The record is from the annotation of a GenBank genome assembly. NCBI's taxonomy places the organism in Eukaryota, Metazoa, Arthropoda, Insecta, Coleoptera, Chrysomelidae.
AUGUUCUUCCCAUUGAAGCAUUUGCCCCAGAAGACGACCGCCGCUGCCGAUGAUUCGGAAUAUGAUUCAGAUGACUACCUGCCUUUAGGUGAAUUGCGUAAAAAAUUAAUCCCUUUGAAUAAUUCCUUCGCGGAAGUGUUACCAACACCAGAUCUAGUCAAAAAAAAAUCUGCUCCAAGACGUAAAGCUAUAAAUUACAAAGCAGUUGAAGUCAAGCGAUCCGUAUUUUUAAAGGAGGUGGAGUCUCAACUUGAUCCCGUUCCAGUCUUAUCGAAUACCGCUAAAUCGCCAUCUGAAUCUGUGUCUUCCAUUGCAUCAAAAACAAAAGAACAUAACGAAGAAUGGCACUGUGUGAUUUGCUACGAAGAUAUGUAG